UAAGCAGCCAUGCAUUCGUCUUCUGGUCUGUUAGAUUUAACGGAGAUUUAGCAGAUUUGUAACAGUAAAAAUAGGGUUUGUUUAAUGUAUUUAUUGACCAUGUAGUUGACUGUUUGGAAGCAAAUAUCUUCAGUGAACAGUCAGAGAUGAUAAAGACUGAGGACAAGGAGUAUUCCCUGACAGAAACUACAUAAGGAUUAAAGUACUGUAAAAAGAAAAUGGACCAAUCAAUUGUUAGUGAUAAAACAGAUGAUUUCUCUGAAGUUCCCUUUAUUCAGGCUGCGGUACAUCACUUCCAGCCAAACUACACUGCUCAGAGUGGUGGCAACGUGGUCGCUCCUUCCAUAAUUGGUUCAAAUGUUGGCAACAUAAACAUCAAUAUCUUCUCAGCAACGCAAGAGUGUAAAGAGGACCUCAACAAUGACCAUACAGACAGCUGUGGUGCUCUGCCGCCUGAAAUUGACAAGGUUGCAGAAUGUCAACAAAACCUGAAAGCCACUCUGAGGAGGAAGUUCAGCCACAUUCUCGAGGGGCUGGCGACAGAAACAAACAAAAUCUCUCUCAAUAACAUCUACACAGAGCUCUACGUCACCGAGGGAGGAAGCGGCGAAGUCAACAAGGAGCAUGAGGUGAGACAAAUCGAGACGACACCCAGGAUCCAUGUGGGCCAGGAAAAAUCGAUCCACUGCAAUCACCUGUUCGCUCCUCUGCCUGAACGUGGCUGUGACAUAAGGACUGUGGUCACACGGGGAGUUGCUGGCAUUGGAAAAACUGUUUUGACGAAUAAAUUCACUCUGGACUGGGCGGAGGAGAGAGCAAAUAAAAACCUAGAAUUUGUAUUUCCACUUUCGUUCCGAGAGCUGAACUUGAUGAAGAAGAAAAACUUCAGUCUGGUGGAGCUUCUCGUUGUGCUUUUCCCUGAAAUAAAAGACAUAGAAAUUUUCACUAAUGUGAAAAAAAACGUGCUGUUCAUCCUCGAUGGCCUGGAUGAGAGUCGCCUCUCUCUGGACUUCAACAAAUGUGAAAUACUGUCAGAUGUGACUCAAACUACCACAAUUGCCGUGUUAAUGACCAACCUCAUUAGGGGCAGAUUGCUCCCUAUGGCUCUCGUGUGGAUCACAUCACGCCCUGUAGCUUCCAGUCAGAUCCCAGCGAACUGCGUUGAUCUAGUGACUGAAGUUCGAGGUUUCAACAACCUGCAAAAAGAUGAAUACUUCAGGAGGAAAAUUAGUGAUGAGAACUUAGCAAACCAGGUGAUAGCACAUGUGAAAACCUGCAGGAGCCUUCACAUCAUGUGCCACAUACCAAUUUUCUGCUGGAUGGCAGCGACUGUUUUCGAGAAAAAUAUGGCUACAAAAGAGAGCAAAGACACACCAAAGACUCUCACUCAAAUGUACAUACACUUCUUGUCCUUGUGUGAGGAGGCAAUGAAGAAAAGGCUGACAGGAAGAAGAGAGUCAAAUGCUGACUGUGUGAGAGCUAAUCUCCUGGCUUUAGGAAAGCUGGCUUUCCAAGAACUCGAGAAAGGCCACCUGAUCUUCAAUGAAAGCGACCUCAAGCUGAAUGGUAUCGAUACUGAGCAGGCAUCCAUGUUCUCAGGAGUCUACACACAGAUCUUCCAUGAGGAGAUGACAGUGUGCAAGGAGAAGAUGUUUUGCUUCGUGCAUCUGAGUGUUCAGGAAUUCUUUGCAGCGUUGUACGUCUUCCUCACGUUCCACAACGACAACGUCAAUGUCCUGGUGAAGUUGUCCGCGUCACGACGCUUUCUAUCCAGAUCAUCUGAGCUCAUUCUCUACAAAGAAGCAGUAGAAAAGGCUUUGCGGAGUGAGAAAGGAGAUUUUGACAUGUUUCUACGCUUCCUUUUGGGGCUGUCCCUGGAGUCCAAUCAGACUCUGCUGAAACAUCUAAUGAUCAACAACAGAACACAACAAAAGACAAGAACUGAAAUCGUUAAACACAUAAAGGAGAAGAUCAGGUCCAGUCCAUCACCAGACAGGUGCCUCAAUCUCUUCCACUGUCUGAAUGAGCUGAAUGACCACUCCCUCGUGGAGGAAAUUCAGAGCUACCUCAGCUCAGGCAGCCUUAACAGAGCCAAUCUUUCACCCGCCCAGUGGGCCACACUAGUUUUUGUAUUACUGACAUCAGAAGAAGAGCAAAGUGUGUUUGAACUGGGCAACUACACCAGGUCAGAGGAGGGUCUUCUCAGGCUGCUACCUGUCGUGAAAACAGCCCAAGUAGCAAAUCUGAAUGCAUGCAACCUUACUUUGGCCUGCUGUGAGAACCUGGCGAAUGCCAUCAGUUCAUCCCAACUUAGAGAACUGGACUUGAGUGACAACAAUCUGACAGAUGCAGGACUAAUGAAGCUCUCCAGUGGGUUGAGGAACAGCAAAGUGGAGACACUCAGACUGAAGAGCUGUAACCUAACAGAGCACAGCUCCAAUGACCUGGCAUCAUUUGUCAGCUCUGCCUCUUGCCUGCUAAAACUACUGGACCUGAGUGACAAUGAGUUUCAUGAUUUAGGAGUUAAAAGAUUUUCUGAUGGACUGAGGAGCUCUGACUGUAAACUGGAAACCCUCAAUUUGUCCCUGUGCGGAGUGGGAGAAGAGGGCUGCAUUUUCUUGGCAUCUGCUUUAAACUCAUGCCACCUGAGAGAGCUGGACAUGAGCUACAACCACCCAGGGAACUCAGGGUUGAAUCUUCUAACGGCUCUGAAAGAGGACCCACAAUGCACACUGGUGAAACUCAGCGUAGACCAGUGUGGUGAGUUCCGGAUUCAGCCAGGUCCAAAGAAAUAUACCAUCAAACUCACCCUGGACCCAAACACAGCACAUAAAGAUCUUUCUCUAUCCGAGGAAAACAGGAAAGCAACACGCUGGACCAAGCAGCCAUAUCCAGACCAUCCAGAAAGGUUUGAUUAUUGGACUCAGGUAUUGUGUAGAGAAGGGCUCAAAGGACGCUACUACUGGGAGACAGAGUGGACCGGGAGAGUGUUCAUAGGAGUAGCCUACAGACGAAUAUCCAGGAAGGGAGAGACUGAUGACUGCUGGUUAGGUCGAAAUAACUCCUCCUGGGGCUUGAACUGCAACAAAGAUGGAUACAAAGCCUUGCACAAAGGCACGAGCAUUCCUAUAACCACCAAACCCAACUCCAACAAAGUAGGAGUAUUCCUGGACUGGUCAGCAGGGACGCUCUCCUUUUACAUGCUCUCCUGUGGUUCCCUUAAACCCCUCCACACCUUCCACACCACCUUCGAUAAGCCUGUUUACCCCGGGUUUCACCUUGCCUGGGUGGACUCAAAGGUUUAUUUGUGCUAAGUAUUGCCGAUCUGCUUUUCUGAUCUGGAGACACCUGAGAAUUCUGUUUCAUCUAUAAUGCUGGACUUCUGAGCCUGAUCCCCAUAAUGUGAUAAAGGAGCUGCAGCUAAUUUCUACAUCAGGAUUCUUUUUGGUGGCUUUUAGCCAUAUUGGCUCUGUAUGGAAGUAUUUCUGAUCUCAAUGACAAUGAGUGACAAUGAUACUAGUGAUGUGAGCUUUUCAGAUAACACCACACUGUGUGGUCUUAAAGGAACAAAACAAGGCUGACUGUGAUCAUUUAGCCUGCUGUGAAGGUGCUUCUUAUUCACUGUGAUGUUUAUUUAGAUGAGAAACACGUUUAAAAAUUUACUUAACAGAAAAACUGAACUUCAGUCUCUUUAGAGCAGGCGUCUCAAACUUAAAUGAGCUGUGGGCCACUGCUGGCACUGCCAUCUGAUGUGAGGGUCACUUUACCACAAAAACAAAACACCAAACAAACAAGAAAACACACAUAAAUAUUUCCAAAAAUGUUUUGUUUUGAUUUUUGUUUUAAAUUUCAAAUAUUGUAUAACAAGAUAAAACUGCAAACAUGAAUGCAAUUUUUUUUCUCACUCUUAAUUGACUGAAUCUUUGAUUGAACUACCAAAUAAACGAAUUGGUCCUCUCUAUCUGGCCAGACACGUGGCAGCACUUCUGCUAUAAUUCUGUUCUUAUUUAACAAAAUACAUGCAGACAUUAGUUUUUGACUGCUUGUGGAAAUUGUUUUCUUUACAAAUAACUCUCUCACUGAACUAACACAGCCAAUCCCUCAACAUGUUUGUACUCUCGGCUCAUAUUGACUUCAUAUUAAAUAAAGAACUUAUUUAAAUUGCACUGAACAACAAACAAAUCCUCCCUACCCAAAAAAGUAACUUGAAAGGCCAAAUUGCAUUAUAUUUCAUCAUGUCAAUAUACAAGUAGGGAUGAUGUGGGCCGUGAGUUUGAGACCCCUGCUUUAGAGUAUCUUUUAAUGUUGAACAAGCAAGUAGUAGAUCUUCCAACAUCUGAAAACUUAUGAGGCAACCAAACUCUGAAGCACACUUUAUCAUUUGUUUCUGUGCAAAUGGGACCAUUUAUAACAAAAUAAUCAUCUUGUGUUGAAAAGGACAAGAGCAUUGAGUCCAGAAAGUUAUUAGGAAACUAUUUAGUGAGGUCACCAGAGGACUGUCCCCCUGCUGGCUACUGAAAAAAAUGCAGGCUCCCUACACUGUUUUGCUGGCUUCAUUUUCUAUAACCAGUAUCUACAGUCAUAAAUCUUUGAAGGAGUACUAGGGACAUAUUAAGAAAAAAGUUAUUGAUCAUUUUGAGAAAAAUUUUGAAAUUUCUAGAUUAAAAUCAAUAAUCGAUUUUGAGAAAAAGUCAAAAUGUGCAAAAUCUGAACAUUAAAGUUGUUUCAAGACAGACUAUCAAAAUCUGCCACAGCCUCCGAAAAACGCCUUGUGUAGAUAAGUUAGUGAAAAAAAUUGAUCAGUCAUCCUGUAGUAUGUUGUGCUACAACAUACACUGUCUUUUUUAACCAUCAGUAUCAUUGCAUCUGUCCAUUUCCAGUCAUUUCAUUUUGUACAAAUCUAACUGUGUGAUCUUUUCAACGUCCUUAUACUUAUUACCACACUGUGUUUAUGACCUAAAAGCAUUCAGGCUGUUGCUGCAACCUCACCAGCAAUCCAGGCCUCAGCCAGUGUUGUACUCUUCCACUGACUUACUGGUACUGCACGCAGUCCAUGUGCUACUUCACCAUCAGGCCAUUUAAAGUGUAUGGCCACAAAAUUAUCUCAACCUAAUAUAACUAUCACUAGAUGUAUGACUCUUAACACAGCUGCCUUACUACCUGUAUCUACGGAUGGAGAACCUCCUCACUGCCUAGAGCAGAGUUGUUAGACACCCCAUUAGAAGAUGUGUAAUUAAAAAAAAAAAAAGGUUUGGGAGUGUGUGAUAGCCCACACACCCCCAAACCAUUAUUCUGCCCAAGCUGCAGAAUUAGUGAUGUUAACUGAAGCCUGUAAAUGGGCAAAAGAUAAAGCAAUAACAACAUAAACAGUCAAGUUGAUACAGCUGCAAAAACAGCUGCACAGGAAGGCAUACCUUUGACCUUCACUAUGUUACGUGAUACUUUUGAAACCACAUUACAUCAGGAUGUCUGACAAGAUAUGGAAAACAGUGCACCUACACCCGAGAAAGACUAAAAACAGAGCAAUAGAAAAUACAGAGGGACUUCUAACACGACCAAAUAGAAAACCAAUCCUAGCUAACACUUUAUAUAGAUACAACACUCCAAUAUUGCCUCAACAGGAGGGAUGGUAUUUAUAACAGUGUUUACUACAUAUGGAUUUAGUAACUACUCAGGAAAAAAUGUGCAAGGUGUGAAAUAUGCAUACAACUACUCUUCAUGGAUUCAACACAUUCACAUGGAUUAUAUAGAAAUAAAGCUGUGUAAAGAAAUGAAAUAUUGCCUAGUAACGAUUGACCCUUAUUCUAAAUGGGUGGAGGCUUUUCCCUGUGCUAAACUGGACUCAUACACACCCCAAUAAAAAAAAAUAAUUCCCAGAUUUGGAAUCCCAGAAACACUAUACAGAGAUAAAGGCAAGGAUUUUGUUAAUGAAGUAAUAAAUAGACAAGCUCAAAAUUUAAGACUAAACUUAAAAAUCACUGCACAUAAUUAGAUUUUCCAUUUUUAUUCUGACACAUAUCUAAGACAAAACACAUAACCGAUUUUUAAAAAUGUACUUAUACACAAAGGAUGUGUUCGGUCUUAUACAACUAUAUAUGUGUGUGUGUGUAUGUAUAUAACGAUUAUUGACUCCAAACUAGUCUCAAACUGUGAAGCUGGGUGCAAAAAAGGGCACCAACAUCUGUCAUGCUUGAAGAAGUGCUCGUUUCCACAUCAAUAAAACCAUU
Messenger RNA from Oreochromis aureus, 6227 nucleotides. RefSeq names its product NACHT, LRR and PYD domains-containing protein 3-like. The record is from RefSeq and is a predicted model, not a curated record. The transcript is spliced from 9 exons. The coding region runs from base 219 to 3314 and encodes 1031 amino acids. Gene Ontology annotation, molecular function: protein binding. NCBI's taxonomy places the organism in Eukaryota, Metazoa, Chordata, Actinopteri, Cichliformes, Cichlidae.